AAUGACCACGGAGAAAUCCUAGGAAACAGAAGACAACAAGAUAUCUCUUUGGGAAAGACCUCCUUAAACUUGAAGAUGAGUCAAACAAGCAAGAAAAGUUCCUCAGAUGAAGAAACUAAACCCCAGACUUCAGUAGUCAACAAAUUCUUCAGAGGCUCAACACUCAGGUCCUCCAAAGCUGAAAGCAGAAAAGAAAGCAAUGACCUUAAAAUGACUGACUUCCAACCCAGUGGUGAGACACAGAAGCCUGCCCCCUUAGACGCUGCCAAGCCUCUUUCUUCAGAAAUGGAACCAGGAUGCAGGACGGAGAAAAAUGAGCAGUUCCUGCGGAAGCUGGGCAAAAAGGCUGUCGACAGGUGUCUAGAUCUGAAUAACUGCAGAUUAACAACAGCGGACGUGAGGGAGAUGGUUGCUUUGCUGCCUUUUCUCCCAGACUUGGAAAAGCUGGACAUUUCCUGGAAUGAUUUCAUAGGCGGAACCCUCCAUUCAAUGACUGAGCCAAUGCAUCAUGUCAACAAGUUAAAAAGCCUGAGGCUGGGUAGCUGCAGACUCACCACCGAUGAUGUUCGGGCACUGGGAGAAGCUCUGAAAGCGAUACCUGACCUUGAAGAGCUGAAUUUGUCCUGGAACUGUAAAGUGGGAGGAAACUUGCCUCUGAUCCUCCAGAAGUUCCAAGCAGGGGGCAAGAUACGAACGCUGGAGCUUGUGGAUUGUGCCCUCACAUCAGAAGAUGGAACAUUUGUGGGUCAGUUGCUGCCUAUGCUGCAAAGUCUUGAAGUGCUUGACCUUUCCAUUAACAGAAACAUCGGUGACAGUCUAAACAGUAUUGCUCAGGGAUUAAAAAGCACCUCAAAUCUGAAAGUAUUGAGGUUACAGUCCUGUGGAUUAUCACAAAAGAGUGUCACAUUAUUGGAUGCUGCUUUUACAAACUUGGGUGAGCUGAGGGAACUCGACCUUUCCUGUAACAAGGAGCUGGGUGGAGGUUUUGAAGACUUGCCAGCUCAGCUGGCCAUGCUGGAGUGCCUGGAAGUCCUGGAUCUUCACCAGUGCUCACUAACAGCAGGCGACGUGGUGUCACUGACCCAGGUUAUCCCUUUAUUCUCGAGUCUUCAAGAAUUGGAUUUAUCUGCCAACAAAAAGAUGGGCAGCUCUUCUGAAAAUCUACUCAGCAGGCUCCGAUUUUUACCAGCACUGAAGUCAUUACAAAUCAACAACUGUGCUUUGGAAAGGGAGACUUUCUCCGCCCUCGCUGAAGCCUCCAUUCACCUCCCUGCUCUGGAAGUGUUCAACCUUUCUUGGAAUAAGUGUGUUGGUGGCAACCUGAAGCUGCUUCUGGAAACACUAAAGCUUUCAAUGUCCCUUCAAGUGCUGAGGCUGAGCAGCUGUUCCCUUGUGACGGAGGACAUGGCUCUCCUGGCAUCGGUAAUACAGACAGGUCAUCUGGCCAGGCUGCAGAAGCUUGACCUGAGCUAUAACGAUGGCAUCUGUGAUGCAGGAUGGGCCGUCUUCUGCCAAAACGUGUGGCUUCUCAAAGAAUUAACUGAGCUGGAUAUUAGCCUUCGACCAUCAACUUUUCGAGAUUGCGGACAAUGGUUUAGACACUUGUUAUGGGCUGUGACCAGACUUCCGGAGAUCACUGAAAUAGGGAUGAAAAGAUGGGUCCUCUCACCUUCCCUGGAGGAAGAACUGGAAUGCUUCGGCCAAGAUCAUGGAAGCAGCAUUCACUUUGACCACGGCGGAUGUCAGUAA
Pteronotus mesoamericanus is the source of this 1749-nucleotide messenger RNA. It is a transcript of the gene LRRC31, whose product is annotated as leucine rich repeat containing 31. The coding region runs from base 76 to 1749 and encodes 557 amino acids. Lineage: Eukaryota; Metazoa; Chordata; Mammalia; Chiroptera; Mormoopidae. The transcript is spliced from 10 exons. The record is from RefSeq and is a predicted model, not a curated record.